CGACCAAACACGUACACGGUGCAGUGCAAUCCACUCACCUGCUAUGGCGACAUCAAGGCCCCUUGCCUUGGCGCUCCUCUUCUGCGCCUUGUCAGCCUGCAGCCACGCCGCCAUUUCCUACCCACCGUCGGCCAUGUCCACGGCGGCACCUGCCAACAAUGGCUUUCUCUCGUGCCUCAUCAAGAGCGUUCCCCCGCGGCUCCUCCACGGCAAGAGCUCGCGUGCGUACGGCUCCAUCUGGGAGUCCACCGUCAGGAACGUCAAGUUCGUGUCGGACAAGACGGUGAAGCCGGUGUACAUUAUCACCCCCACCGAGGCCGCGCACAUCCAGGCCACCGUGGCGUGCGGGCGCAAGCACGGGCUGCGGGUCCGCGUGCGGAGCGGCGGGCACGACUACGAGGGCCUGUCGUACCGGUCCGCCAAGCCGGAGACGUUCGCCGUGGUGGACCUGUCCAUGAUGCGGCAGGUGCGCAUCGACGGCAAGGCCGCCACGGCGUGGGUGGACUCCGGCGCGCAGCUCGGCGAGCUCUACUACGCCGUGGCGAAGAUGACCCCCAGCCUCGGGUUCCCGGCGGGCGUGUGCGCCACGAUCGGCGUCGGGGGCCACUUCAGCGGGGGCGGCUUCGGCAUGCUGCUGCGCAAGUACGGCACCGCCGGGGACAACGUCAUCGACGCCAAGGUGGUGGACGCCAACGGCACCCUGCUGGACAGGAAGUCCAUGGGCGAGGACUACUUCUGGGCGAUCAGGGGUGGCGGGGGCGAGAGCUUCGGCAUCGUGGUGUCGUGGCAGGUGCAGCUCGUGCCGGUCCCGCCCAAGGUGACCGUGUUCCAGAUCCACAGGGGGGUCAAGGACGGCGCCAUCGACCUCAUCAACAAAUGGCAGCAGGUGGCGCCGUCCCUCCCCGAUGACCUCAUGAUCCGGAUCAUGGCCAUGGAGCAGGAUGCCAUGUUCGAGGCCCUGUACCUGGGCACGUGCAAGGACCUCCUCCCGCUGAUGGCCAGCCGCUUCCCGGAGCUGGGCGUCAAACAGGAGGACUGCAACGAGAUGCCGUGGAUCCAGUCCGUGGCCUUCAUCCCCAUGGGCAAGUCUGCCACCGUGAUGGACCUCCUCAACCGGACGUCCAACAUCAAGGCCUUCGGCAAGUACAAGUCGGACUACGUCAAGGACCCCAUCCCCAGGGACGUGUGGGAGAAGAUCUACACCUGGCUCGCCAAGCCCGGGGCCGGGGUCAUGAUCAUGGACCCCUACGGCGCCAGGAUCAGCUCCAUCCCGAAGGAUGCGACGCCGUUUCCGCACCGGCAGGGCGUGCUGUUCAACAUCCAGUACGUCAGCUACUGGUUCGGCGAGGGCGACGGGGCGGCGCCGACACAGUGGAGCAGGGACAUGUACGCGUUCAUGGAGCCGUACGUCAGCAAGAACCCUAGGCAGGCGUACGCCAACUACAGGGACCUCGACCUUGGCGUCAACGAGGUGGUCGGCGACGUCUCCACCUACGACAGCGGCAGGGUCUGGGGCGAGAAGUACUACAAUGGCAACUUCGAGAGGCUCGCCAGGACUAAGGCCAAGGUGGACCCCUGCGACUACUUCAGGAACGAGCAGAGCAUCCCGCCAUUGCUCAAGUGAUCGAUGAUACCCGGUCCCAUCCAGAUCCUUUCGACCGCGCCAAGCAAAAGGACGACGAGUCGUACAUGAUUCUGCUGAUUAUAUUAAUUAGAUUGAUCCUGCUUUGCAUGCGUUGAGCCAGGUGCUUUGCAUGGCGAGUUAGCUACGUAGUUUGGCAUCAGCCACAUGCAUGACAUUAAAACACAAGCUGACAGCCGGCUACCCAAGUAAAUAAGGAUACGCGACAUACACUGUCGUGCCAAUUAGUAUGGCUGCUUCUUUUUUUGAAUAUUAUUAGUCAACAUUUUAUUUCAUUUUCCUUGUACUGAUGCUACUCCAUGCAUCUUAAUUAUAUUCAUAUAUAUAUAGACGUCGUCAUGACAUUUUUCUUGCGA
Messenger RNA from Zea mays, 1998 nucleotides. Its product is annotated as reticuline oxidase. The transcript has a single exon. Lineage: Eukaryota; Viridiplantae; Streptophyta; Magnoliopsida; Poales; Poaceae. The record is from RefSeq and is marked validated. Gene Ontology annotation, molecular function: oxidoreductase activity; FAD binding. The coding region runs from base 44 to 1624 and encodes 526 amino acids.